AAAAUUAAACUAAGACAAGUGCGCGCGCACGUUACCGAAUAGCCAAGCUGCAAUACGCGCCAACGGAUAUCGAGGAAGAGGCGCAGCCGGCGGCGCCUCAUUUCACCUUUAGGGUUUUCCACCGGCCAUCUCCAUUCACACUGACACUAAUACUCGGGGUAGGGAACUGUCAGACCUCGUUAAUUUGGAUCCAUUUAAGCUCCACUUUAACGCAUUGACCUCCAUCUCGCAUUAUUCUCCGAGCAAGAACAGAAGAAAGCUCUGCUAUACGGGAACAGCUUCGGCAUCUGGGGAAGUUGAGAAGUUGAAAUAUUGAUUUAAUGGCGCUACGUUUCGAGAGAAAGAAGUCCUGUUCUUCACAUCACACUUACAUGUUGAUCUGAUGUGUGUAUCGUUGAUCCUCAGCAGCUCUGCCCUGCCCCAUACUUACAAAUUACAGGAUUUUGGGAAGAUUUAAUCGUGCUCGUGCUGCACAACUCACUCUCCCCCACUUUACCUGCCAGACACCUCUGUUUAUGCCAGUAGGAACGCAAGGAACGAUCAAAGGAUUAACAACUCAGCAGCUUGAAGAGAUUGGUUGCCAAAUUAUACUUGGAAAUACAUAUCAUUUGGCACUUCGUCCCACUUCUGAGCUUAUUGAUGAACUGGGAGGUCUCCACAAGUUUAUGAACUGGCCCAGAGCAAUGCUUACUGAUUCUGGCGGGUUUCAAAUGGUUUCAUUGUUACAUUUAGCUGACAUCACCGAAAAAGGUGUUACAUUUCAGUCUCCAGUUGAUGGGAAGCCAAUGCUUUUAACUCCUGAGGAAUCAAUUCAAAUUCAAAACAGAAUAGGAGCAGAUAUUAUUAUGGCUCUUGAUGAUGUAGUAAAAACAACCAUUACAGGUCCAAGAAUUGAGGAGGCCAUGUACCGUACUCUUCGUUGGAUAGACAGAUGCAUAGCAGCACACAAGAAACCUCACGAGCAGAAUUUGUUUGGUAUUGUGCAAGGUGGUUUGGAUCCAGUCCUAAGGGACAUAUGCGUUAGAGGCUUGGUUGACCGAAAUUUACCAGGGUAUGCAAUCGGCGGUCUAGCAGGUGGUGAAGAUAAAGAUUCAUUUUGGCGUGUUGUUGCUCAAUGCACUGCUUCACUGCCUGAGGACAAACCUAGAUAUGUUAUGGGCGUCGGUUAUCCACUGGACAUUGUUGUAUGCAGUGCUUUGGGUGCAGACAUGUAUGACUGUGUUUAUCCAACCCGUACCGCUCGUUUUGGCACAGCACUCAUACCUGAGGGAGUUUUAAAACUAAAACACCAAGCGAUGGCUGAUGAUACCCGUCCCAUUGAUCCUACAUGUGAUUGCAUGGUAUGCAGGAACUAUACUAGGGCCUACAUCCAUUGUCUUGUUACAAAAGAUGCUAUGGGUUCUCAGCUACUCUCAUUUCACAAUUUGUAUUUCAUGAUGAAGCUUAGCAGAGAUCUACAUGCUUCAAUUGUUCGGGGGCAAUUCCCAGAGUUCGUUCGCAAGUUCUUGCUGAGAAUGUUCCCUCAGGGCGAUGUGCCACAAUGGGUCUGCAAUGCGAUGGAGGUCGCCGGUAUUGACAUCUCCUCCUGUUGUGCUCCAUUGUCUUCAUCCAUCGACUAAAACCAAGCCAUUAAAGCCCGAGAUUUGUCAGGUAGGCUUUACCAAGUUAUCAGAAAUAGAAUCAAAAAAUAUAUAUUUUUUGCACGAGUUCACCAAAAUGCAAUGCAGCAUAAAUUUUGUAGGCCAUGGUAUGCUGCUUCAUAACUUCAUUAAUUAGUACAGCAUAUUUGCCUUUUUAUAUUUGUAAAAUUCUUCCAUAAAGUAGCCACAACUAUAAUUAUUAAUUAAACUAGUCAUAAUCCUUCCUAA
Molecule: messenger RNA, 1868 nt
Organism: Cucumis melo (muskmelon)
Lineage: Eukaryota; Viridiplantae; Streptophyta; Magnoliopsida; Cucurbitales; Cucurbitaceae
Exons: 17
Coding region: 516-1619 (367 amino acids)
Cellular component (GO): cytosol
Molecular function (GO): tRNA-guanosine(34) queuine transglycosylase activity
Source: RefSeq, a predicted model, not a curated record